GGCGCAGCCGCUGGAGCCGAGAAGAGGAGCAGCUAAUGAACAAUGGAGCGGCUGACCAGGAGGGACACACCGCGGUGCACAGGGGUAUGAGCUGGACGGACAGGGGGCUGUCGUGCUGCGGGUUGGGCCGGGCAGUGAUUUGAGGGAUGUGCGCUGUGGAUGACCUCUAACGGAUCCAGGGGAUUAGAGAUAUCCAGGACUUUGUUGUCUGCCGAGUCGAUCCUCUUAGAGACUGAUAGCGUCACGCCGUCGGACAUGAAGAGGACCAUUCACCCUUUCCUCCCUGUAAAAAGCUUAAUGUCUUUAUCUAUUCAUUUAUAUCAAUAGCUGAUCAGAAGAGGAUCUUUAGCCUUUUUUAACAUAUUGGACCAAAGUGCUUCACAGGUAUUGCAAAGUCAGCCUUUGAUCCCAAAAGGACCAAUCUACUUUAAAUCCUUGUUUCACAUUUACCUGCCUCAGCCACAGAGGUGAGCUCUGAUCACCUUCCCCAUUCACUGCAUUGCCUGUGUGAGACAGUGGGGCCACAGAGCUGCUGGAUGUCAUGAGUCGGCCAUCUGUUGUUGGGACCUACUCAAACCUGCAGGCAGAUUAACACCCAGUGAAGAGAAGGGUCCAGUCUAGGACAGCUGUGUGCCAGGACCUGGGUCGAGGAGAGAUGCUGAAGGCCACGGUGGGCUCGGUGGAAGAGAGGGACGAGGAGCAGGAGGAGGAGGGCGAUGAAGAGCUGAGGGAUGGCGGGGUGCCCUUCUACGUGAACAGGGGAGGGCUCCCGGUGGACGAGGAGACCUGGGAGAGGAUGUGGCGCCAUGUGGUUCGGAUCCACCCCAGUAGCGAGGCUCUGGGGAGGGAGAUCCGGGGUGCCACCGACCUGCCCAAGAUUCCAGUACCGAGUGUGCCUACAUACCAACCUACCACCACUAUCCCACAACACCUGGAAGCCAUACAGAAAUACAUCAGGGAUUUACAGUACAAUCACACAGGAACACAGUUUUUCGAGAUCAAGAAGAGCCGCUCUCUUACCGCGUUGAUGGACAUCGCUAAGGAGAUGACCCGCGAGGCUCUGCCAAUCAAAUGUCUGGAGGCAGUGAUUCUGGGGAUUUACCUCACCAACAACAUGCCGGGUGUGGAGCGCUUCCCCCUCAGCUUUAAGUCUCAGUUCUCAGGGAACCACUUCCGCCACAUUGUGCUGGGACUUCACAGUAGGGGACGUUUUGGUGCGCUGGGCACGAGCCGCAGGGAGGACCUCAUGUUCAAGCCCCUGAAGUACCGCACACUGAUGGACUUAGUGCAGGACUUCGACGGAGCCUACAAGGGCUACUGGCACACGCUCCACAAGGUCAAGAUCGGCCAGUACGUGUCCCACAACCCCCACAGCGUGGCGCAGAUAGAGUGGAAACACUCCAUACUCGAUGUAGACAAGCUGACCAAGGACGAGCUGCGGAAGGAGCUAGAGAGACACACUCGGGACAUGAGCCUGAAGUUAGGAAAGCCUGUUCCUCCAUCUCCAACCAAAGACAGGAGAAACAGCAUGGGUUCACCCCUCAGAGGACCAAGCAGCCCCGUACGCAGGAUCAGCCGCGUUGAGAGACGUCCCUCUGGAGAGAAGAAGGUCUUGGAGCAAAAAUCGUCUGCAGACCUGAACGGGUACCAGAUUCGAGUCUGAAGAAAGAGGAUUCAGUUUGCUGUUGAGAGCAAACACACUUGUUUCAUGGGGCCGGGGAUUUACUCCAGGGCUCAGUUCUUUGUACACAUGGGCCUAUUCACAGGAUGCAGUGUGUGAUAGGUCACCAGCAACUCCCGUAACAGACGUCUCAUUCUGCUUCCCCAUGUCUGUGUCAUUAGGGGAUUUUCUGGAGCAGCUACUGUGCAUAGUAAUUUGUGCUGGCUAUGCUCCCAAGUUAUAAAAGAAGGGGUCAAAGGAUCAGUAAUUUGUCAGUUUUAGAUUCGUUCAGUUUUGCUGACUGUGAACAAUUUGAACUUGGAUGCUUCCCUGAAGCCGGCUGAGACUACCACUCCUUAAAUGUGCUACCGGACAUAUCAUAGAUUUUUGUCGUGUUGUUAUGUUCAACAAAAGCUCUUAGAGGCGCGUCUGCGAUUCGUAUCGUCGUACUGUAAGUGUGCAAAUACAUGUAAUGUAAUUUUAAAUCCACUUAGGCUGUGCUGGGCAGCAAACGCUUGUGUAGUGAACCACGACCCUCGUGCCUUGUAUUGACAACUCAAAGAGAAGAGAAACACUUUUUUAUAUCCGAUCCAUUAUUGUUAUCACCUCAUUAAACACAAAGCAGUAUAAUCUGUGCUCAUCCGACUGUGCGACAGUUAACACCAAAUGCCAGCAUGUUAAGUACCCACAGAUGUUGACUGAAUAUGGAGUUGAAUUAUCAUUAUAUACCCAAGUAUAUUGAAAUAUUUGAAAAGAUGAGACUGUUCAAUGAAUAUAAAAUCUCUCAAUGAACGAAAGGAGCAUACAUGGCGGCCAUUUUCCUCUGACGAACACUCAGGGCCUGAAGCUAAAAUGCUGUUAUGAUCAGAAUAAUGUUGUACUGCGGUGAUCCAGGUUUAUAAGUCAUAUAAACACAGAGAAUAUAUAAACUGUUAAUUUUACUUUGUUCUUACAUAUCAGCAACUAAAAGACAAUGAAUUACCAUGUGGAGGCCAAUGGAACCAUGUUUCAAAGGUAAAGACCUAUCUGAUAGCAAAUCAGCUGACAUUAAACAUAUAUUAAAUAUCAAAGCACAUCUUGGACUCGUUAACUUAAGACAUGUAAUGAAAAUGUGCUGGAUGAAAUCAAGCGAGCGAUGUAACGCUAACUGUCGUGUCUUUUCAGCAGAACUUACAAAUAUUCUCGUUAAGUCAGUAACAUUUUGUUUCUGUGUAACGUUCAAACAGUUUAUAGCAACACAAAAGUUUGUUUCAAGCACUUUAACAAUGGAUUGAACAGGUAGCAUUUCAAGCUGGAUUCCAGUGCAUUUGACUUUAAGGCUUAAAUAAUUGUGUCCAAGAGGUGCAUUGAUAUUUGAGGAUUUAAAUGUCUUUCCCAUUGUAUCACUGUAUCAUUCUAACAGUAAAUGGUCCCAUGUCCCUCCAUUGUAUCUACCAUCUACUUUAACCACUGAUUAGUUGUGCAAGCAAUGAAAAGUCAUAUUCUCGGUUUAGAUGACUUAUAAACCUGGAUCACAGCAAUAAGAUAUCCUGUUAAACAGUUAUCGAGCUUCCCAUCAUGAGUGUGAAAACACGUCAAUAUGGUCUGAUAUCAAGCUGACUGAUGGGAACACUGACCGACUUCAUGUGCAUUUCAUACGACUGUGAUUAAUUGUCAUUUAUAUACGUACUACUACUGCUUUACAUUUUUUUUUUUUUUUUCAUUUGUAGCGACUUAAUCCAAUAUUUCACUUGCCUUAAGUGGUAUCCAAGCAACAGACUUCCAUUCCAGCAAAGGUGUGAAGUUUGUUUACAACACUUUUAUCUGGAUUUUAUACAUUUUUUUAAACUAGGAUAUGAUCUUAUUUUAUACUUCAUGUGUUCACCAGUAAACCACUUGAUAUUUAAGACGCAUUGUUCGGGAUAUGUUGCCACAACAUUUUUAUUUGUACAGUGGGUGUUUUCCAUUUUUGGUUUAAUAUGCUAUAGAACUCUUUUGUACAAAAAUAUUUACAGGAUCACAAUAAAGUGUCACCAGGAUUGAGGCAA
Messenger RNA from Platichthys flesus (European flounder), 3687 nucleotides. It is a transcript of the gene vash1, whose product is annotated as vasohibin 1. The record is from RefSeq and is a predicted model, not a curated record. Lineage: Eukaryota; Metazoa; Chordata; Actinopteri; Pleuronectiformes; Pleuronectidae. Bases 656 to 1663 code for a protein of 335 amino acids. Gene Ontology annotation, cellular component: cytoplasm. Gene Ontology annotation, biological process: regulation of angiogenesis. The transcript is spliced from 7 exons.